This is a messenger RNA of Melitaea cinxia (Glanville fritillary), 1269 nucleotides long. RefSeq lists its product as uncharacterized. The record is from RefSeq and is a predicted model, not a curated record. Lineage: Eukaryota; Metazoa; Arthropoda; Insecta; Lepidoptera; Nymphalidae. The coding region runs from base 1 to 789 and encodes 262 amino acids. The transcript is spliced from 5 exons.
AUGUCUAAGCAUAUUGAAUAUUUGCGUAACUUUGUCACUGUGACCGUGCUGUGUGUUUGUUUCCAUGGCACUUUGCAAUUGGUACCUUUGCCUGACUUCAUCCACCCUUGUGGAGAGCUGACAGACGAAUGCUUCACUAAAGCCACUUUAGAUGCAAUUCCGGGGGUGGUCAGAGGUAUCCCCGAGGCUGAUAUACCGCCUCUAGAUCCUCUGUAUCUAGAAAAGAACAUCACUAUGAACUUACCGGGAAAUGUGAAAAUGACAUUCCAUAAUGGCAAAUUGGUAGGAUUAAGCACUUGCGUCCCGGAAAAAGUUUCAUCUCGGCGUGAAAAACGAACAUUUAUUUUCGACAUGCAUUGCAACUUCACUAUCAAGGGCCGAUAUAGCAUUAAUGGAAAGAUUCUGCUCUUUAAUCUUGACACAGAGGGAAGCGCUAAAAUCAAAAUAUGGAAUCAACAUAUCCAUUUGGAGGUAUUAGAAAAGGUUGUUAAAGGUAAAGACGGGGAAGGGCAUUAUAAAAUUAACUCUUAUAAGUACAAAGCCGAUUACGGAACUGACCUUAAACUAAACCUUACCAACCUCUUCAGGGGUAGUCCACAAAUAAGUGCUAACAUUUUGGAGGUUCUCAACUCAAAUGCUCAACUCGUCGCUCAGGAGUUUGGAGGACCGAUCCUCGACUACGCCAUCGACUACGCCAUGAAUGUUACGCAACGAUUCUUUAGCACAUACACUUAUGACCAAAUAAGCAAAGUACCGUUAUCAGAAGAAUUCUUUGAAGAUGAUAAAUAAACUAGGCUUAUUCUUAAGCUUCAUAUUGUGAAUAUAUUUUAUAAUUUAAAAAUUUUGUGAUAAAGUAUUAUAUAAAGUUGAAAUAUUAAUUGUAAGAAGUGAUAGAGUGAAACAACAAGUGAAUUAAGACAGAAAUACCAACGACCUAUUCUUUGCAAUAAUAACGCAACUCUUAUGACAUAAUGCAAGAGUCUUGAACGAUUGCACAUAGAUGUACUUCACAAAUAGGGCCAACGUUUGGAAUAUACGGCUGUUUCCUACAAUAUUUACACUCAUAGCUUGGAACCAAACGUUGGUCGCACGGAAUCCUACUUAUGUUAUUGUACUAUGACUAUUGGAUUGAUCAAAUUUUUAUACAACAACAGUUUGUAAAAGAAUUAACUAUUCUUCUGUUCACGCGUGGUUCAACUUUUUAUUAUAUAAGUAUACUGUUUUGUAUUAAAUGAAUAUAAACAUUGUGAUUAAUAUAUUUUCAAAUUA